Messenger RNA from Diabrotica virgifera virgifera (western corn rootworm), 1817 nucleotides. RefSeq lists its product as uncharacterized. The record is from RefSeq and is a predicted model, not a curated record. Lineage: Eukaryota; Metazoa; Arthropoda; Insecta; Coleoptera; Chrysomelidae. The transcript has 2 exons. Bases 155 to 1687 code for a protein of 510 amino acids.
GUAGAAUGUACCGUGACACUACGUCUAGACGCAGUUUAAAAUCAACAAUUAACUUGGUUUUCCGUAUCACAUAUUAUUAAAAAGAUCAAAAACUUUUCUUGAUUGGACCAAGGAUUACCAGAUAUCAUUAAUAUAAAACUUCUAUAAAAGAAAAAUGCUUGACGUGCCGCUAUGGAUAUUAGGUGUCAUUCUCUUAGGCAUAAUGGGAAUAAUAAUAUUUUCCGUCGUAAUGUGUCUAGACAAAUGUGGUUGUGAUGAGGGGCUACAAGGAGAUCAAAAAGGCCCACAAAAUAAUGUAAAAGGCACUCCUAACGAUAUAUUUAACACUAGUCUUCAACAAGGUUCUCAGGGAUAUGAUAAUCAAGCUUUCAGUCAAGAGAAUAUUGCCAGUACAUCAGCUGCUGAAAGUGUUCACUAUCCACAACUAAAUGUAUCGACGAGCUCUGCAGAACCUACUGUUAUAGUGGACAACAAUAUCGAACAUAAGGCUACUGUACAUUCAGCUGGACACAUUGCAGAAACCUCCUUUUCAGAAUUUGUUGGUGAAAAUAGUCCAAAAAUCCAUUGCGAUGCUGUUGGACCAAUCGGUUUUGAUUUUAGUGGAUCCUCAACAGGUAAAUUUAGUCCAGACGAUGACGUCUUUCACAAAAACAUUGACAGCGGCUCUGUGCGUUCUCAUAAGGAAAUUGCAGGACCGUCAUCUUGGGAAGAAUAUAACAAAAAUACAUCCAGAACCCACAGCGACUCUGGACCUAGUGCUUUUGAUUCUGGUGGACAUACAGAAGUUAGACUUGAUACAGGUAGUGGUAUGGUAAACUUAAAUGCUGAACACCUUGACUCAGAUAACAAAAUCAAAGUUGGUUGGAAUCUAGACCAACCUUCUGGAUCAUCUGGUAUACAUAUCCAUCACAUACAAUUAAAUGAAGCAAUGCAUUCUGAACACGACAGUGCUGGAUAUGAAGAAGGUGUUAAUGCCAGUAGCGAAAUUGCAGAAACAUCAUUUUCAGACGUUGACCUUCGUGAUUUAAACACAUAUCCUGAACCACCCAUUAUUCCACGUGUUCAUCUCCUAAAACAACCUAAGUCAGCAAAUUCUGAACAUAACAAUGUUGAUGACAAUAUCAAGGAGAACGAAGAAAGUUUCCAGUUUAGUGGUCACGUUACUGAAACGUCAUUUUCAGAGGAUGCUGUCCAGAAAAGGUCUUCAGAAGUUAAUGCUGCAAAUAUUCUGACCAGCAGGUGCGAGUCAGGUGAAGUUAUUAGAUUUAGUUUAAAUGAUAUUUCAUUAAAUUUAAGAGCAUUCGAACAUAAUAGAGAUGCAGACUCUAGACAACUUGCUAUAGAAAAAGCAGCAGAUUUAAGUACAAAUGACCAUGUUGCAGGCGAUAGUAGAACUGUUUCAGCCAAUAUUAAUAAUCCUGUGGAAAAUACUAGUACUGAACUACUUCCUACAAAUGACAAACAACUUCCUGAAAAUAAGGGAGUAGAUUUUGGUGGUGAUGGACAUGAGGCAGGCCAAACUAAAACUGUUUCAGCUGAUAUAAGUAAAGCUGUGCACAAUUCUGACGCUGGUCUAGUUCAUACAGAUGAUAAACAAAUUGCUGUAAAUAAAAUACCAGAUUCUGGUGGAGAUGGACACAAAACAGGCGAAAUUAACAGUAUUUCGGAUGAUGUUACUAGACUAUAGCAUAGAGAUGGUAAAUAACUUACUGCAAAUACCGGAGCAGAUUUUGGUAAUAAUGAAAAUGAUGCAGGGGAAAGCAAAAUUGGUUCUGCUGACGUUAAUAGUACUUAAUUCUAAGGAUAAAACUUUUUAU